Molecule: messenger RNA, 3682 nt
Organism: Stegostoma tigrinum
Lineage: Eukaryota; Metazoa; Chordata; Chondrichthyes; Orectolobiformes; Stegostomatidae
Gene: mindy3
Product: MINDY lysine 48 deubiquitinase 3
Exons: 15
Coding region: 168-1505 (445 amino acids)
Biological process (GO): protein K48-linked deubiquitination
Molecular function (GO): cysteine-type deubiquitinase activity; K48-linked deubiquitinase activity
Source: RefSeq, a predicted model, not a curated record
UGUCAGUUCCGGUUCUAUUGGGAAGAGGUUCCUGGAUGUUACCGAGCUGCAAGAUGUCGGUCGGAGCCUGAGGGAGAAACCGGCCGGGAGCGGGUUACCGAGAGGACGGGGACGGCACGGGGGAGGAAGAAGAGGCGGAGGCGGUGGCUCCGCACAGCGGCCGGGACAUGUAUAACAUCGAGCUGGCGGAGCUGGUGUGGGGGAAACGCCCGAACAGCGCCCUGUCUGAUUCCGUCUUCCGCAGAUGGACCCAAGGAUUUGUUUUAAGUCAAUCAGAAUCCACAGCUUUAGAACAAUUUGAAGGAGGUCCUUGUGCAGUGAUUGCACCUGUUCAGGCGUAUCUUCUAAAGAAUUUCCUGUUCAAAUCUGACAAACCAAAUUGGCGAGAUUGUACAGAUGAAGAGCACAAGCAUCUUUUCUGCCUCACUCUGAGUGAAAUUCUAGAAACUGUUAGAUUAAGCAACACGACUCCCUUCUGUUUGGUAAUGUUGGCAAAAGAAAAGUCAACAGAGGAACAUGGCAGUAUUUCUGAAAAUCAGCCAGAGUCCAGUCAGGGGAUUGAAGAGGAACAGUUCUCUGCCUUGGCUGCAGAGGAGCUUGGCUCUGAGAGAUUUCAUGCACUGAUUCAAAAACGUACAUAUGCAACUCUAACUGAGCUGAGAGAGGCAAUUUUGGAACAGUAUUCAACUUGGAAGAAUCGAUUUGGAGUCCUACUUUUUCUCUAUUCUGUAAUUUUAACAAAGGGCAUUGCAAAUAUUAGAAAUGAAAUUGAAGAUGCAGCUGAACCUCUAAUUGAUCCUGUAUAUGGUCAUGGAAGCCAAAGCCUGAUCAAUUUACUGUUGACUGGAUAUGCAGUUCUGAAUGUAUGGGAUGGUGACAGAGAGUGUUCUGGAAUGAAACUCCAUGGAAUAAGAAAUCAAUCUACUGUAGGUUUUCUGACGUUAAUGGAGUCUUUACGCUAUUGCAAGGUUGGAGCAUUCCUGAAGUCUCCUAAAUUUCCUGUUUGGAUACUUGGCAGUGAAACUCAUCUAACUGUAUUCUUUGCAAAGGAAAUGUCUUUAGUUGCUCCAGAAUCUCCUUGGGAACAGGCAAGAAGAGUAUUCCAAACAUAUGAUCCUGAAGAUAAUGGAUUUAUACCUGACACAAUGCUUGAGGAUGUUAUGAAAGCAUUGGAUUUAGUGUCAGACCCUGAAUAUGUAAAUAUUAUGAAGAGCAAAUUAGACCCUGAAGGAUUAGGAAUCAUCUUGCUGGGAACAUUUCUACAAGAAUUUUUUCCUGAGCAGGAAUCUACAAUUCCCGAUUCAUUUACUGUUUAUCACUACAAUGGGUUGAAGCAGUCUAACCACAGUGAAAAGGUUAUGUAUGUUGAAGGAACUGCUGUUGUCACAGGCUUUGAGGAUCCAAUGGUGCGAACUGAUGACACUCCAAUCAAGCGCUGUCUGCAAACUAAAUGGCCGUACAUAGAGCUCAUGUGGAAUACAGACCGGUCACCAUCCUUAAAUUAAUUCCAAAACCAAACAACCUUCCAAAUACUGUAAGCUGUAUUGCAUUUUUAAAUCUGUACACAGUUGCUGCUAACUGGAAUGUAGUGUCCCUGAAGUCCUUAAGAAACUGUAGACCUUAAUUAUUCUAAUUACUGUUGAUAAAGAUCCAAGUCACUGUCCUUAUUGUUAAUCAAAAUAUUAUACAUAGUCAACUGGAAUGUGCUAUCAAAUGACUAAGGUAGAGGCAAAAUUGUUUUAUUACAUCAUCCUUGACGUGUAAAAUCAAAGUUCCCAAAAUUAGUGUUGUAGAGAGUGAUAUGAAUGGAUUUGGGCUUGUAAUUCUGGGUCCUGUCAACCCCACCAGGAAUGAGAUGGAGCAGGUCUCUUGACCAUUAACUGUCAAAGGUGUGGACCCUGAUGGCUGUCUACAGACCUUAAAUGAGCUGAAGAGCAGUUACAAAAGAAAAAAUGCAUUUCCCAAAAACCAAAAGUUCUGUCAGAUUAAAAUGAUAAUUCCCUUCUGUUAAUAAAAAUCUGCUGCAGCCUUUGGAAGACCCAGUGCAAAGUCUUCAUACAGCUGUCAUUUAUCGGUCCAUUGUAUAACCCAGGAAUGUACACUGGGCACAUAAAGCAUAUCUUGAUGUUGGGGCAACCAGUCAAAAAUCAUUAUUUCUCUUCCAGAGAAUUUAGAUCAUUUUUCACAACACAGUCCAGAGGAACCAGAUUCAGUUGCAAAUUGAAGAAUUUGAUUCAGGUUCUUACACAAAAUGUUUACUUCUUCAACAGUUGCUCAGAAUGUUCUUAAUGAAAAUAAAAAUGCUGGAAAAGCUCAGCUGGUUAGACAGUGUCUAUGAAGGGGAACAGUGUGAUAUUUCAGUUUUCUAUUCUGUUGAAAGAUCAUUUUUACCUAAAAUGAGAACUCUGCUUCAGUCCAUAGAUACUGCCUGACCUGCUGAAUUUUUCCAACAUUUUUUGUUUUUAUUUCAGAUUUCCAGCAUCUGCAGUAUUUUCUUUAUUUUUAAUUUUUCAACAGGAUGUGAUUGUUGCCAGGUAAGCCAGCAUUUGUUGCCUGCCCAUAACUGACCCUAAAAAUGUGCUGGUGUGCUGCUUUCUUGAACUGCUGCAGUCCUUAUGUUGUGGAUAUAGUGCUGAAUAAGAGAAUAUUUUUACAAAUGACUUUUCAGAUAACAAAUUCUUCUGAGCAACAAAAUUCACUCAAAUGGUUGUACUUCCAUAUGUUAUCGUAGGAUCACCAUAAAAGACAAUUAUUACCUCCAAUGUAGUGUGUAUGACCAGAGAAAAUGGACUUGCCAACUGGACUUUUUCUAUGCAGAAAAUGUUGCAACUGAUCUCAGAAACCUAGCAUGGAAUCUCUUUAGUAGUGUCAGUGGAGCAUAUCUCCUUCGACAUAUUAGUAUUUUGCUGUGCUCCUCAGGGAACCUGGUACGAAAAUGACAUUCUCAAACAUUAGGGGCCAGUUCAAAACUGAGGAUCAAAAACAGAAUAAAUCAGAGAUGUAACUUGGAAGGAAGAAGCAAAUUACUUUGGAAAAGCUGUACCCCCUAAGAUGCAUACAGUUGCCCUUUUAAGUUAAGUACAUGAGUUUUGAUUUUAAUGUAAACAGGAUUGACAGCGUUCUGUCUAAUUGGGUCCAGUAAGUGAGUUUACUUAUCUUCAUCAUCCCAUGAACUUAACCAGUGACAGUGACUGAAAACUUUAUCUUUUACAGUGAUCUCUUGGGGGAAAAAAAACGAUUCAUGGAAAUGUUUGGAAGAGCCAUUUGUUUUACUUUGUGGUGCAUUGCAAUAUGUUUUUAACUACCAGCUGAACCUGAGUAUGUGGCUCUCAGUAACAUACUGGAAUUUCUGUAGUUUACAUUUUUGAAAAAGUACCACGGUGAAAGCCAUAGAGGUAAAAUAUUGAUCCAAAUUGUGGCUAAAUACAAUGUGAUAAAUUCUGAAUCUUUACAAUGAUUGAUGCAGCUUAUAUCUGAAGUUGUCCAACUGUACUGUUGCAUUAUAUUGCCAAGACUUUUAUUUUGUGUCAUAAUUACACGUGUUUACCAGUGUUCAUGUAUAUUUAAAUUCUGCUUGUUAGAUUGCAUGAAAAAUGAACCAUUUAUUGUGCAUAAAACACUGUGUUCUCUUAUUUAUUAUGAUUUAGCAGUUGGCCUAAAAUAAAAAUAUUGUUGAAAAAUG